Molecule: messenger RNA, 1371 nt
Organism: Iphiclides podalirius (scarce swallowtail)
Lineage: Eukaryota; Metazoa; Arthropoda; Insecta; Lepidoptera; Papilionidae
Source: the annotation of a GenBank genome assembly
AUGUCGAUUGCUAUAAAGGCGAAAGCAGAUGAUCCAAAGGAUAAAAGGGAGACGUUAGGAGGAUAUCCCGGUGCGGGUCAUUCGCAGAGCUAUCAGUCUCCAGCAUACGGCCAUGAAGAUGCGAGUGCAAUCAGCGUUGGUGCAGGCUACAGCAUAGGCGGAGCGAAGCCUAGCUAUAGCUUCGGCGCGCAAGCCUCAGGAUCAGGAUACCAGUUAUCAUCAGAGAGCUUACCUUCGGGUGGGCACAACACGUUACAACUUGCUCCCAUUACGUUGCAGCCAAGCCACGGUUCUUUAGUUGGCAAUGAUCUUUCACAAUUGAUGAGUCAAAUAUCGCAGGGUAUAAAUUCUGGAGCAAUUUCCUUACAGUCGUCUGGUCACGGUGGUUCUUAUCAAUUAGCCAAUUUAGGUUCACAUGGCGGCCAAGAAGUCUCAUUGCCUCAAUACUCAUACGGUGCACCAAAGUUGCAACAGCAGUUUGCUCUCUUUGAACAAGCACAACAACAAGUUCCAUCAUACGCGGCAGGCACGAAGGGUCUCAGCUCCUACAGCUCUACCGGCCCCGUGUUGUUUACUCCGUCUGAAUCCCACUCUAAUCAGCCAUCGUUAUCUUAUGGAGGUCCAAGUUCUAGCCAUGGCAUUGGCGAUUCCGGAUCGAUUUCCUUUGGGAACGGUGGACACUCUUUAUCUGGAUUUGCUUUAGGUAAUUCCGGUCACGCACUAGGUGGGCACUAUAGCACUUUAAGCGGAGGUUAUGGUGCUCCUGGAAAAACAUCUUUCAAGCCCUCUGCUUUCUUGGGUGCUUCCGUUCAGAGCGAUGGUGGCCAUGGGCUAUCCGGAAUCUCUGGAUCAUACGCUGCACCAUCUUUCAGCGGCUCUCACUUGGCAUCGGGUCCUCAUGGAGGUUUUACACUUAGUUCUGCUGGUCAAGGUGCAAGUUUUGGAGGCUCUUUAGGUAAUUUCGGUGGUAGCUCAUCGAAAUAUAUCGCACCGUCAUACUUACCCGCUAAAUCUGAAGGAUUUGGAUCUCUGGAAUCAAUUGCUGCUUUCUCCUCUGGUGGUCAUUUGGGAUCUCCUCCUGCAACAACUUACGGUUUGCCAUCAAGUUCUUACGCACAGGCGUCUUCUAAUAGCCCUCAAUAUUACGUUACAUCUUCGAAACACUCGCUGCCUAGCAGUUUCGGUAGCGGCUCUUCUUACCGAGGACCUUCCUCCGGUCACGGUUCGCUGAGUUCUUAUUCAUCAGGCCCUAAAUACAGCUUCGGCGGCUCUGGUUCCCGUUACGGAUCGCCAAAGGAUGCACAUGGCGCGUACAGUGAAACCUCAUACAAUACAAUUAAGUACAGUGAAGAGCUUAAGCCCCGCAAUCAU